AUGGUGGUAAAUGUGCCGAACCCACGGUCAACGAACUCCCAGAUUCUCAUGCGAAAGCUAUACCUCGUUGCGCUUUGCGUCAUAGCACCCGAGAUCAUCUUUCAGGCGGUCCUAGGACAAUGGCUCUCAUCGCAUCGUUCAGUCAAGCUCUUUUGUGAGGCUGGCCACCCGGAUUGGAACAUGAGGCAUGGCUUCUACGCAGACAUGGGCGGCUUUCAUUUGCAAUGCCCUGAUUGGAAGUCAUUUCCAGUCGAUGCGAAACAGCUUCACUAUCUUGUCGUGCACAAGUAUGUGGAGUAUCCCCAGCUGCAGGACAGCCACAUCCAGGACAAGAACAAAGUUGACGGGAUGCUUCGGUUGAUCACAUUCAUCCAGGCGCUGUGGUUCAUCGCCAAUGUCAUUGGUCGUGCAUCUCAAGGCCUUGCAAUCACUGUCCUUGAGCUUAGCACUUCGGCCUUCGUCAUUUUCAGCGUUGCUACCGCUAUAUGCUGGAUGCGGAAGCCUGCAGAUGUGCAGCAACCUGACUAUAUUAUUACAGACAAGAAGAUCACAGAGAUAUUGCUAGAAGCUGGAGAGCCGGCCGCAGGUGUGUAUUACAACACACCACUUGAUUUCGUGAGUCGGAGGGAAUGGUGGUGGACGAUCUUAUGGGCACACGGAUUAAAUUACCUUCGGAAGUUGCACAUCGCGGCACCUCCAAGGAAAAGGCCGAUUGGUCGGUUCGAAAACACCGUUUUCCCUUGUAUUGGGACACUGCCAUACCUGCUCUUCGUCGUCUUAAGUUUGGAUUACCUUGGUGUCUUUGUUGCGGGGUGGAAUUUCCGCUUUGCGACACGAAGAGAGAGCGUGCUCUGGCGCGCAGCUACACUUACCGCUCUGUCGAGCGCGCUUGGAGUGGCCAUUUUCGUGGCUAGCUGCUUUCACUGGCACUCUGUGUUGCGACGCAAGCUCAGAUCGAGAAGUACUUCGUUUGAAGAGGCCGGAAAGGAGCAACCGAGCAUAACGUCUGGGCCGGCCGCCAUCAGGAAGGGCCGAAGUAGAAUCAGCACCAUCGCAGCGUACCUGAAGAACAACUCCGUUCUCAAGGAUCCGGCCUUGGACGCCCCGGUAGAAGCCAUCCUCGUCACGUGGUUUCUUGGGUUCUUCUACAUCUCUGCACGCGCGUACAUUAUUGUUGCUGACUUCUGGGCCCUCCGUUCCCUGCCACGCUCUGCAUAUCAAGAUGUCAGCUGGUCGGCAAUCUGGCCCCAUAUCUGA
Endocarpon pusillum Z07020 is the source of this 1257-nucleotide messenger RNA. RefSeq lists its product as uncharacterized. Bases 1 to 1257 code for a protein of 418 amino acids. The transcript has a single exon. The record is from RefSeq and is a predicted model, not a curated record. NCBI's taxonomy places the organism in Eukaryota, Fungi, Ascomycota, Eurotiomycetes, Verrucariales, Verrucariaceae.